UAAUGUAUUCGGUUAAAUCCCUCACGAAAGUGUAAAAUAUAUAUGCGAUGCCAUAAGUAAACUUGAUUGAAUGCAAAAUAUUAUUUUAACAUUCUUUACACUUCAAUGCAGCAAUUUUAAGAAGCAAUAAAUAAAUAAAAUAAAUUAAACAAUGACAAAGUGAAAUAAAAAAAUAAACAUUCUUUGCUUUCAUUGAUGUGCCAUUGUCACUUGAGUAACGGGUGCGCACGUCAACUGUCCAAAAGAAAAAAGUGUAAAAUAUUCAGCAGAAGCAAUAACAUUUGUGCGCGGUGUCGUCAUCGUAGACAAACAGACAAAUAGACAAAUAUAUAUAUGUAUGUGUAAACAUUUAAUUCGCGCUACUAAGAUAAACACGUAGAACAACAAAACAUCGUAAACAACAGCAAUAACAGCAACAACACGACAAAUCAAACAUUACCGGAAUGUGGCGUAGCACACACGUUAAUAUCGAUAUUACAAAUAAUGGAGGGAGUGGCGCUGCUGGUGGUGUUGGUGCUAAUGCUAGUGGGGGCGGCAUACAGCGCAGCACAUCUACCCAGUUUCAAAAACAUCAUCAACAACAACAACAACAACAACAACAGCAACAGCAGCAGCAAAAGCAUGCACAUCAAUCACAUUACAUUGAUGGCACAACAACACCUGUUGGCGGUAUCGGUGUGACCUCAAAACAAAUGAUGUCCCAAUUGCAACGCGAUCGCUUCUCCUCCUCACAGGCCAUACUACAAGAUGCUAUUGCCGAAUCGAAGAUAAGUUUACAUGUGAAUUAUCGGCAUAGUGGCGUCAAUGGUAAUAGCAGCAAUAGUAGUAGUAAUAUUAGCAACAACAACAACAAUAAUAAAUCCGAUCAUCAUAGCGGUGCCAUAUCCGUACAAACACGUCCACGUCCCAUCUCCAUGUACGAACAAUAUCGACCGCGACCAUAUAGCGCCGCCUUGGAUUCUCCAACACCACCAACACCGCUAACGCCAGCAGCAGCAGCAACAGCUGCAGCUAAAGCGCUUGGACGCAGUGAGAGUUUUUAUUAUGGUGAGAGCGCACAAAAUCUGGCUGCGAUGCGGCAGCAACAACAUCAUCAACUUCAAUUUCAACACAACAACAACAGCAGCAGUAGCAGCAACAGCAACAACACCAAAACACAUCAGCUACAACAGCAACAUUUUUAUGCUAAGCAAAUGCAGGCAUCUAGCGUUGGCGGCGGAAAAGCGCCAGCACGUCGUACAAAUCUACGUCAAAGCCCCAGCGAACUGAAAGUCGAUCCUGAGCUUAUUUUCACUAAACAAGAAAGAAUCGGGAAAGGUUCCUUUGGUGAGGUUUUUAAAGGCAUCGACAAUCGUUCGCAACAGGUCGUGGCUAUAAAAAUAAUUGAUUUGGAAGAGGCAGAAGAUGAGAUCGAAGAUAUACAACAGGAAAUCAUGGUACUGUCACAAUGUGACUCACCGUUUGUUACGAAAUAUUACGGAUCGUAUCUUAAGGGUACAAAGCUAUGGAUAAUAAUGGAGUAUCUAGGUGGCGGUUCGGCGCUGGAUCUAAUGAAAGCUGGUUCUUUCGAGGAAAUGCAUAUAGCAAUUAUAUUGCGAGAAGUAUUAAAGGGUCUGGACUAUCUGCAUUCGGAACGCAAAUUACAUCGAGACAUUAAAGCGGCCAAUGUAUUGUUAAGCGAAAUGGGUGAUGUUAAGUUGGCUGAUUUCGGUGUUGCCGGACAGUUAACGAAUACAACGUCGAAACGUAAUACAUUCGUUGGUACGCCAUUUUGGAUGGCACCCGAGGUGAUAAAACAAUCAAUGUACGAUUCCAAGGCGGACAUUUGGUCACUGGGUAUUACAGCAAUUGAAUUGGCUAAAGGUGAGCCACCCAAUUCGGAGUUGCAUCCAAUGAGAGUAUUAUUUUUGAUCCCGAAAAAUAAUCCGCCACAAUUAACCGGAAAUUAUACGAAAUCUUUUAAAGAUUUCGUGGAAGCGUGCCUUAAUAAGGAUCCAGAAAAUAGACCGACAGCCAAGGAACUAUUGAAAUAUCCUUUUAUCAAGAAAGCCAAGAAGAACUCGUACCUUAUUGAUUUAAUUGACCGUUACAAGAAGUGGAAACUUCAGAAGGGCGAUGAAAGUGAAACAGAAUCGGAGAAUUCAGAUUCUGACGAAUCGAAGCCGGGUGGCAAUAAUGAUGAACCGUGGAUUAUGACCGUUAAAGGUCUGAGCAUUAAUAAUGCGCUUCGCGCUGAACCGAUUGCUAAUAGCAGUUUUAAGGAUAUGGAACACAUGAAAUUAACACAGAAAUUAUCACAAAACAGUGGAUCAACGCCGAUAGCUAUUAAUGCGGCCAAUAAACACUAUCCAAACAGUGGCGCAACAGCGGUAGCGCUGUCAGCCACAUCCACAUCACAGCAGCAGCAACUGCACGACAAUAUGGCGGGCAGUCCGCCCGGUAUGCCAUCCGUAUUGUCAGGUACAUCAUCAUCAUCAUCAUCGUCGUCCGCAGCUACGCAACGUGAUAACAAUUUAAAUCAUUACAAACAAACAGCCGCAUCGGCUGGCGUUUUACGUUCGUCCAGCUCAAAUAUAGCACAUCAACAACAACCGCUCAGUCCAACACAUAAGCAAUCAUCAGGCAGUCAAGAGCUGUUAUCCUCUUCGAGUGGUAGCAAUUCACCAAACGCGGAUGGUGGCAUGAAGAAGAUCAGUAACAGCAGCAGCAGCAAUACGGUCUACCAGGAAUCGAAAUCGAAUUUGAGGCAAAGUCGUUCCGCUUCACUAGAUGAGGAGCACGAACAGCGGCGUUCAUCGCUCAUCGAGCAUGCCAAAAGUGAAGAUCAAUUACGUGAAGAGGAGUCGCGUGUGCAACGUCGUAGUAUGCAUGCAUCGGGUGUGUCAUCGAAUUCAACGCCAAUGCUUAGUUCAAGUUCGAGUGGCGGCAAUUACAAUGGCAAUGCAGUAUUGUCAAACAGUACGCAUGGUGAUCGGUCGUCGUAUGGCGCUGCGUUGGAGGUGUCGGCAUCACCGUCCGCCUCAGCUGCAGCUGUGUCGUCCAGUAAUUCAAAUCAUAAGCUGGGUGGCAAUCGUGUAAUGCAAACAAAUAGCGCAUGCCUGAAUAAUUUCCUCUUCCCCGUUCUUACAGACAUUCAACGAAAGUAUGCCAAUUCGAGCAAAAAUUCAAAUGUCACAGACAUUGGGGAUUUGAAGUCCGUACUUGAAUUGGCGGAACGUAGCAGUCCAGGUGUGAGUGAUUUGUUCCUCAAAGAGAUAAUUCACAAAUUAGUUCCAGGCUACUCAGAGACGCGUAUUAAUAAUAUAAUGGACAGGGCUAUAAGAAAUAAGAAGUAAACGAACACAAUGGUACAUGGACUGAUUUUUAAAUAAAAAUAAUAACAACAACCAAUAGAUAUCUAGCAGUUAUGAUAUUUAUAAAACAAAGAAUACCAUAUUUUCGGAGAUUGGAACAUGUGCAUAUAAAUAUGUAUACAGUAGUAGCAAAUAAAUAAGAAAUUGCGUCAAAAAAUGCGCAAUAAAUCGAUAUCUCUUUGAAUGAAAAGAAUUAAAUCCAUACCUAAAUAAAUUUAAAUAUAUUUAAAGGAAAUUUAACAAAACAUAAAAAAAGAACUAAACAAACAAAGAGAAAGAAAGCAACAGUGUACCCGCAAUAUUGUUUGUUAUGAUAGUGUAAUAUUUAUUGGAUUCCAAAUAAAUCGUUGCCGUACGCAAAAUGUGCGCCGACGAGCUGUUA
Molecule: messenger RNA, 3735 nt
Organism: Ceratitis capitata (Mediterranean fruit fly)
Lineage: Eukaryota; Metazoa; Arthropoda; Insecta; Diptera; Tephritidae
Gene: GckIII
Product: germinal center kinase 1
Exons: 9
Coding region: 444-3335 (963 amino acids)
Biological process (GO): protein phosphorylation
Molecular function (GO): protein kinase activity; ATP binding
Source: RefSeq, a predicted model, not a curated record